GGACCCCAUUCUUUCAUUCAAUGGUUGCGAGAUCUCAAGCUACUCAUUCUGACAUUUCUAUUCUUAUUGAUCCUGAGACCAUUCUCCUGCCUGACAUUUUUACAACUUUGACCUACAUUCACAAACUUAAUUUGGACUGGUUUCUCUUUUCCACUACCCAAAAUAUUUCAUAUUUUCCAUAUCAGUUAGUAGACAAUGGAAUCUGGGUACAAGAAGAUGGUAAGAAGAUAGAAAGUAAGAAGUUGCAGGAAAUUUUGGUUCACAAAUGGACUAAGAGCGCCAGCGGACAGAAGCUUCUUAUGGCAUGGAACUCUGGUGAAUCACCUCUGCAUGCGGGGAUUCUUCCUCCUUUCCUGUAUGGGAAAUGUUUUCAUGAAUUUUGGAUCAUUAAUGAGGUUUUAUCAUCUGAAAUGAGAUUAGUAUUUGAUGCAAGCAAUGUACUAUUCAGUUUCUACCCUGAAAGUCUAGGAAAAUUUUCUAGCAAUUAUUCUGGGGACAGCAACAUUGGGAAUGAAAGGAUUUGGGAGCAUGAAGGAAAUUCCCGUCUUGCUGCACUUUAUGGAUCACUUCACUUCCAAAAUGCCAACCCUCCAAAUGCCCUUUUUAAAAUUUUGAAGUGUUCGGGACAUUAUUAUUUUCUAAAUGAAGCAAAAGGAACAGUUCAAGAAGCUACCAGAUCACAGCUAUUGGGAGGUUCGCUGAACUCUAGGCAUAGGAACUGGAAAGUUUGUGCUAAUGAAAUUAAUUCAAUGAAAAAAGAAAAUCCAUGCUCCCUUUCGCAAUUGCCCAAGCUUGAUUUAGAAAUGCCAGUGACAUUAAAGUUACCUUUCUCUUUGGAAUCACUGUUAGAAAUUGUUGCAGAUAGGGAUAAAAAUGUUGUGCUUGGCAUUGCUGGUGCUAGUUAUCGAGACAUGCUCAUGAGUUGGGCAUGCCGCUUACGCCACCUAGGUGUCUCAAAUAUCUUAAUCUGUGCUCUCGAUUCUGAGACCUAUGAGUUUUCUGUUUUGCAGGGUUUGCCAGUCUUUAUGGACUCAAUGUCUCCAAGAAAUGUUAGCUUUGAUGACUGUCACUUUGGUACCGAGUGUUUCCAAAGAGUGACCAAAGUGAAAUCCCGGAUUGUUUUACAGAUACUAAAACUUGGGUACAAUGUGCUAUUGAGUGAUGUCGAUGUCUAUUGGUUCAAUAACCCUCUGCCAUAUCUCCUCUCCUUUGGUCCUGGUACCUUGGUGGCACAAUCAGACGAAUACAAUGAGACUGGACCUAUAAACAUACCGCGUCGACUGAACUCCGGCUUUUACUUUGUUCGCUCCGGUCUAGCUACAAUUGCUGCAAUGGAGAUGGUUGUAAAACAUGCGUCAACUUCAGGCCUUUCUGAACAGCCUAGUUUCUAUGAUGUUUUAUGUGGAGAAGGGGGAGUCAACCGUGUGGGCAAUGACCAGUGUUAUGAACCCAAAACAAACCUAACUGUCUUUUUCCUAGAUAGGAACUUCUUCCCCAAUGGAGCUUAUAUGGGCUUCUGGGAGAAGCCGGAUGUGCGAUCUGCUUGUCUAAGGGCUGGAUGCUUCAUCCUUCAUAACAACUGGAUAAAUGGAAGAAAGAGAAAACUCGAGCGUCAAAUACAGUCCGGUCUGUGGGACUAUGAUCCAAGCACUAGGCUAUGCAUCCAGAGUUGGCAUAAUUACACUUAGUUCAUGAUCGAUUUCUGAACGUUAGCAUUGGUCUCAUCCCGUUUGCCUUAGCUGAGUAUUCUGCUGCUGCAAAAAUGUAACUUGUAUACUAACAGUUGAAAAGGAAACUAUAUUUUCAACUGAAGGGGAUAUUAUACCUAGCUUUAAAAGAUAGUUGAACAACUUUUUGGCCUAGCCCCAAUUCAUCGCAGCCAGAAUUAAGUUUACUUCUCCUGGGGUAGGGUUCAGUAUGGAGCUUCUAUGUGAUCUAACCACAGCAUGGAGGAGCUUUUUCAGUAAGUCAGUAGCUUACCGCAUAGAAUAAUCUCGGUUAGUUAACCUUCUUUCCUAGGUGCUGUGAAGGAAAAUCUUCAACUCUUUCCUUCCUAGUUCCUAGUAAUUCAGAAGGUUGGAGGUUGGGAGGAAAAUUAGGCUAAGAUACCAGAGCCUUUGGAAGGAAACUAGUUAGAUUUUUUUCUGCUCAGUUUGCUGCCUCAGUGUUUUUGGUUACCAAAAUACGAAGAAUUUGAUUAUAUAUUUGCAGUGUAACAAUCAAGAUGAGCAUCGGAUCUCAAGAAAGAUGUUUUUGAUUUUUCAGGAUUUCAGUGUGCAUUUCCUUCUUUCUUUUUUUUUGUUGCAAGAUACUCUAAAGGAGGCAUUUGUUUCUUCAACAAUUUUUCGGAGGAGUGGAAGAAAUUGGAAUAGGAGAACCAGAAAACAUUCACUGGGCUUGACAAUGCUAGAAAUUAUACUUUCCAUUGUGUGUUUUCACUCUUACCAGAAUUUUAGAUGGCUACAUCAAACUGAAGCUGGUAUUACAAGCCCUAGCAGUUGAGGAAAUGAAACAGUAGAAGUCAUCGGCAUGUACAGGGUAAUGCCUGUCCAACUUGUGGCCAGAGAUAUGUUCCAGCAUAUUUGAAGAUUCCCGCCAUAUCAGUGGAGCUUUUGUGUUCCUUGUUAAGACCUAGACUUCAUCAGAUUGUCUCAGGUUCUUCUUUCUUCCCAGUUUCCACACACUGUAAUCUAAUUUGACUGUUAUAUGUUCUUUGACUUCUUUCCUAGCAUGUUUGGCUUUUAAGUGCCAUUUUGUAAAAUGGCUUUUAAGUGCAAUUUUAUAAAACUAGGCUGCGGAACAGUAAUAUGACAUUGAGUGCUUUAUGAAACGUUUUGUUUUUAUACUGAACAAUGCGGUUUGAAGAUGAUUACUGGUUCAAUUAGUAUUCCUUUUGCUUGGUUUUCCAUCACAAAACGUGGAUGAUGAAGUUACAGGUGAAGUAACUGAAUAAGAGAGUUGAGUUACGAGCCCAUCAAUGGUAAUUUAGUAGGGCAACAUUAUUAACAUUAUUUUUAUCAUGGGA
Messenger RNA from Ananas comosus (pineapple), 3025 nucleotides. Its product is annotated as beta-arabinofuranosyltransferase RAY1. The record is from RefSeq and is a predicted model, not a curated record. The transcript is spliced from 5 exons. Gene Ontology annotation, molecular function: glycosyltransferase activity. The coding region runs from base 21 to 1688 and encodes 555 amino acids. NCBI's taxonomy places the organism in Eukaryota, Viridiplantae, Streptophyta, Magnoliopsida, Poales, Bromeliaceae.